AUGCUUCUGUCUCUGAAUCACCUUCCGGACGAGAUCCUUCAUUCGAUUCUAUGCCACUCGCACCCUCGCUCCUGUGUUGCCCUUGAACAAACCAGUCGUCGCUUCGAAAAUGUGACCAACGAGCCUUUGCUAUGGCGCCACUACUGCCAAAUCCAUUAUAAGUCCUGGGAUAGGAACCAUGGAAUUCUUGGAAAGCUUGCGAGUCCCGUGUCGACAGUCGACUGGAAAGCGCUGUUUGUCCUGAGAUACCGAAUCGAUCGCUCCGCCACUCAGCUUCUUGAUAGUAUUCUUGCUAGCCAAACAGGGCGUAUCGAGAAAUUCCGAGCCGUCAUUGAUUUCGGAUACGAUGCGAAAGAUACACUUUUGCGACACAGCGAAGUGGAGUCCGGAGAAGAUCACCUUGCACGCAGUUAUUAUGCCCGAGCACUGUUGACCUGCCUCCACAGAAGCAUUGCUGUUCCCGAAUGGGCUAAACUCAGGCGCGGAGAACCAGUAUCGCUUGAGCGCGCAUUGGGCGCCUUCGAUCUGUUCAUCCCGGAGAGCGGAUACGGAGACUUGGAUGAGAUACGGGACAUGUUGGAUACGAUUUUUGACCACUUCAUUGCAUCCCAUCCCGACUUUGACACCCUCAGCCCCCGUGAGAAAGCUCUAGAACUUGCGCGAUGGCUGCAAGUGAACGAUCUCACCGGAAUCGAGGCAGGACGGGAGUAUCAUUCCCUGGAGCACAAUUUUCUGGGACUGGCUCUACGGAGGCCCCCGCACAACUCGCUGCCGUUGAUCUCGGCUGCCAUAUAUUGUUACGCAGCGCAGAAGCUGGGUCUAAAUGCCCAUCCUUGCGGGUUUCCAUUCCACGUUCAUGUCGUCAUCACCCCACGUCCGGGAUAUGAUAUGAGCGGCAACGCUCUGGCUGAUGCGGAGCAAGGUUCGCCAAUGUAUCUGGAUCCAUUCCGAGGAGCAAGAGAGACCCCCGUUUCCGAUUUACGAGACCAACUAGUCUUUCUCGGUGUGUCAGAUCAGACUGAGUUUCUGGGCGAUGCUUUGGCCUCGGAUAUUGUCUUGCGCUGCAGCAAAAACAUUCUGAACUCUAUCCAUUCCGCGUCUACUCACCCGGGCGUGGGAACUACCUCGAUGGACGUGGUGAGUGCCAAGUACGCGGCCUUGUGGUCUUCAAUGCUACUCUCGGGUGAUUCGCGCCCGAUGGACCUACGGCAUCAAUUGCCAUGGCUAAUGGAACUGUUCGCUACCGAUUUCCCGUCCGAUAUAUUCUUGGUGGAGCAGUACAUUGUGCCUCUGUUUCACGGACUUUUUGAGCAUGAGCACAUACUGGAAAGUCUCCACGUCAUGCGCGCAGUCGAUGAAAUACCCAAGCAGGUGCGCAGGCGGACUGACGAGAAUAAGAACAUUCGAUAUAUGGUCGGCCAGGUCUUUCGGCAUCGUCGCUAUCACUAUCGGGCUAUCAUCACCGGGUGGGAUUCUGAAUGCGGCGCGGGAGAACAGUGGAUGAGGCGAAUGGGAAUUGAUCGCCUGCAAGCUGGCCGACAUCAGAGUUUCUAUCACGUUCUGGUUGAGGAUCGAAGUGUCCGCUACGUGGCCGAGGAGAAUAUCGAACUCAUUCUCCCUCGCUUCGCCGAUUUACCACCAAGUUUGACUGCCAUCGCAGGGAAGCAUUUUAAACGGUGGGAUGAAGUUACGCGGGCGUUUGUUAGUAACGUGAAGGAUGAGUACCCUGAUGAUUAG
This is a messenger RNA of Penicillium cinerascens, 1737 nucleotides long. RefSeq lists its product as uncharacterized. Gene Ontology annotation, molecular function: DNA binding; protein binding. Bases 1 to 1737 code for a protein of 578 amino acids. The transcript has 4 exons. NCBI's taxonomy places the organism in Eukaryota, Fungi, Ascomycota, Eurotiomycetes, Eurotiales, Aspergillaceae. The record is from RefSeq and is a predicted model, not a curated record.